Molecule: messenger RNA, 648 nt
Organism: Drosophila elegans
Lineage: Eukaryota; Metazoa; Arthropoda; Insecta; Diptera; Drosophilidae
Exons: 2
Coding region: 112-603 (163 amino acids)
Source: RefSeq, a predicted model, not a curated record
UAAAGAAAGCUUUCCUUUAGAAAUAAAAUAACAGCAUGCAAUAAACAAUAACAUUAAUAAAAUAACUUGAAAACAAAAUCAGUCCUUAUUAACAUUGAACCACAAUAAACAAUGACUUCAACAUCAAACGUUUUAGCUAUUGGAACGGAGGAGACCAUCGACAACUUCGACAUACCAUCCGAAUUUGAGAAACGAAUAUAUAUCCUAGAGACCCGAAAAGCUAAUUUUCAAAAAUAUUUUGAUGAACACUUACAGAAAAUUUUACUAAACGGAGGUAAACCACUGAAAAGUGAACCUGAUGAUACUGCUGUCAAAAGAUUUUCAGCAUGUGAAAUUAAGAAAAAUGGUUACAAAUAUGAGUUUGGAUCGAAAUUUAAAGAGAACGGAUGGUUAAUAGAUGGACCUUCAUUUGAGCCCAAAGGCGUACUUAGACGAGUCAAGAAUCGAAUAAGCAAGGACCAUUGGAUUAAUGAUAAUGUGGCUAAAUAUAGCAAGGAUUCCAGAGGCUUUAUACAAACAACAGUUAGUAAUGCAUUGGCUGAGGAACAAAUUGAAAUAUACCAAUAUUUAUGUUAUCUUAAAGAUAGUUUCAGCAAUAAGUAAAAGGUUCAUGCAAUAUUCUAAAAUAAAAUAAUUAUGUCCACCCUA